Molecule: messenger RNA, 898 nt
Organism: Chlamydomonas reinhardtii
Lineage: Eukaryota; Viridiplantae; Chlorophyta; Chlorophyceae; Chlamydomonadales; Chlamydomonadaceae
Exons: 4
Coding region: 421-873 (150 amino acids)
Biological process (GO): translation
Cellular component (GO): small ribosomal subunit; ribosome
Molecular function (GO): structural constituent of ribosome
Source: RefSeq, a predicted model, not a curated record
CUCCAGUAUCUGCAGUGUAUACAUCGCGUAACUAGUUAAGCGUGCAUAGCUGAUAUGGCGGGCAAGUUGGCUUCAGCCCUCUGCGCGUCGCUUCUGAAUGGUGUUCGCCAAGGGAGACCUUCAAUAUGCGCACAACCUCGAUCAUUGCGAACUGUAUUAGAAUCCAACACAAGCACGUUUGGCGCACAAGGAUGCGACACCCUUGUUCGCGCAUCAGCUCUCGCUGAAUCAUGCACGCUAUCUCCAUGGAGGAGUAUCUUGACAUGCAGCAGCCCUUGCAGCACAAGCGGGCGAGAGCUGGGCUUCGGUGCGGCCGGGCUUCUGUCCGCCAGCGGCCGGACUGGGUAUCGCCCCUGCACCGCCCUGCACCCGGACCGCUUCCGGCACUCCCCGCUUUUAGCGCAGUCGGGCGCGGCGUGGAUGCGCGUCUGGAGUGAAGUGCAGGCGGCGCACAUGGCGACUGUGGGGCAGCUGCUGGGCGGCGCGCGCAAGGUGGCCAAGACGCGCAAGUGCCGCAUCCGGCAGCUGGAUGGCAGCCCGUUCAAGAAGGGCAUCUGCCUGCGCGUGUACACCACCAGCCCCAAGAAGCCCAACUCCGCCAACCGCAAGCUGGCCAAGGUGCAGCUGAGCAACGGACUCAAGGCCCUGGCCUACAUCCCAGGCGAGGGCCACAACUUGCAGGAGCACAGCAUGGUGCUGGUGUCGGGCAACGGCGUGCGCGACCUGCCCGGGGUCAAGCUGCGCAUCGUGCGCGGCCGCUACGACUGCGCGGGCGUCAAGGACCGCAAGAAGAGCAGUAUAUGCACAGCGGCCCGUUGGUGUGCGCCAGUUCAGCGCCUGCGCAUCCUCCUUCUCCAUUCCUUUCCUAUGUAAACGACCCUAUGCGUGCCCGUGCUCA